Molecule: messenger RNA, 1524 nt
Organism: Medicago truncatula (barrel medic)
Lineage: Eukaryota; Viridiplantae; Streptophyta; Magnoliopsida; Fabales; Fabaceae
Product: receptor-like protein EIX2
Exons: 2
Coding region: 129-1280 (383 amino acids)
Molecular function (GO): protein binding
Source: RefSeq, a predicted model, not a curated record
UAUCUCUUUCAUCAAAUGAAUUUGAAGGGCCUAUUCCAGCAUUUCUACAAGGUUCUGAACUUAUUGAUUUGUCCAAAAACAAAUUCUCUGAUUCUCGUCCAUUCCUAUGUGCAAAUGGUAUAGAUGCAAUGUUAGGCCAGGUUGACCUUUCAAAUAAUCAAUUAUCUGGACAAAUUCCAAACUGUUGGAGCAAUUUCAAGUCAUUAGCUUAUGUUGAUUUGAGUCACAACAAUUUUUCAGGGAAGAUUCCUACUUCAAUGGGAUCACUUGUAAAACUGCAAGCAUUACUAUUGACGAACAAUAGCUUAAUAGGGGAGAUCCCUUUCUCCUUAAUGAACUGCACAAAGUUAGUAAUGCUUGAUUUAAGAGAAAAUAGAUUACAAGGACUCAUCCCUUAUUGGAUUGGAAUUGAAUUAAAACGGUUGCAAGUUUUAAGUUUACAAAAGAAUAACUUCUUUGGAAGUUUACCAUUUGAAAUUUGUUAUAUACAAAACAUUAAACUCUUUGAUGUAUCAUUGAACAAUCUAUCCGGACGGAUUCCCGAAUGUAUUAAAAAUUUCACUUCAAUGACUCAAAAAGGUUCUGCACAAGGUUUUGCCGAUCAACGUUAUAAUAUCACCCAUGGAUUGAUCACUUAUUUCAGAGCCUAUAAAUUGAAUGCAUUCUUGACAUGGAAAGGUGUAGAACAAGAGUUCAACAACAAUGGCUUGUCUCUUCUGAAAAGCAUAGAUCUAUCCAGCAAUCACUUCUCAGAAGAGAUUCCACCAGAAAUAGCAAAUUUGAUUCAAUUGGUCUCGUUGAACUUAUCAAGAAACAACUUGACGGGGAAAAUUCCUUCAAAUAUUGGAAAGCUAACAUCACUUGACUUUCUUGAUUUCUCAAGAAAUAAUUUGCUUUGUUCAAUUCCAUCUAGUCUUUCACAAAUACACCGGCUUGGUGUGUUAGAUUUGUCACAUAAUCAAUUAUCGGGAGAAAUUCCAAGGAGUACACAACUACAAAGUUUCAAUGCCUCAAGUUACGAAGAUAAUCUUGAUCUUUGUGGAGCACCACUUGUAAAAUUGUGCGUUGAUGGAGAGCCAUCACAAGAACCAAAAGGGAAAAUUCAAGACGAUGAAGAUUUGCUUCGGAAUCGAGGAUUUUAUAUAAGCCUGACAUUUGGAUUUAUUUUAGGCUUUUGGGGAGUAUUUGGUUCAAUCCUAAUCAAGCGUUCUUGGCGACAUGCUUAUUUCAAGUUCAUGAACAAUUUAUGGGAUAAUAUUUACGUGAAAUGCAGAAGGUAGCUCAAAGACUAACUGGUUUGCAGAAUAUCAUGCAUCUUGACUAAAGAUUGCUCGAUAGUGCAUUGGUGGUGGAUCAGAUUAAGGUGCUCAGGGAUGAAAAUUAUUUGCAUCGUAACUCUAGGAAUGAGAUGUCUCCUAGCCCCCAGUAUGUCUCAAAACACUCGAUUGGUCUUGAUUACACAGUCCAUAUGUGCAAAAGACAUCCCGUUUUACAUGUCCGGAUUGUGUAAUCCAGACAAAUUGA